UUCAAACAUGAGUUACUGGUUUAAAUCAUGACUGGGUCUCAUCAAACUUCAACUCCUACUAUAGUGUCACUCGAUUUGAUCAAAUAGUAGUGUAGUGAUUCUUAGUUAUCAGCAGAUGGCAAUAGGAGCUUUCUGAGUGGUCAGUCUAUAAUUCAUCCUAAGGGGGAGGGGAGUUGAUUUUCUAGAGAAAUUGCCUUGCCUAAUAGACUUCCCACAGUAUGUAGGCUACAUUGAUUUUCCUCCUGUUCUCUCUAGCCGAAAGUCACUGCUCUGUUUGUAUUCUCAGAAGGCAGUGAGUUUAUUGGACUAUCAAUGUAAUCCAGGACAGCCUGCAAKAGGCAUACAGUGGUUGAACUAAAAUCUAAAAGACCUUCUGGAUUCUUGGAAGUAACUAUGACAAUUGUAUUUUUGAGUAUCCUCCACAAUUGCUUUUUGAGUAUAGUACGGAUACAUCUUACCACCAAGAACAGAACAUGAAGCUUGUUGACACACUUUUUCUCUACUCUUCCCUCAUCGUGCAAGAAAGCUAUUGAAGGGGGAAGUAGGUAAAACACUAAUAUGCCAGAAAAGCUGUUUUUACCUUUAGCUCAUGUGGGACAUAAAUGGAAAACUGUCUUGGGCCUUAAAUAAUCAAUGAUCACAUUAAGGGAUAAUAUCUACCAGUUCUAACCCGAGCUGUUUUGCAAACGAUCUGAUUUCAGCGCGCCUCGACCCAAUGCCCAGUGGUUGAACUGCGGAGAGAACUUGAACUCAACCAAGGCGUUUGACUAUGUAGUCACAGCAGUUCUCAUCACUUGAUGGAAAUUUACAAUCACAUCUGACUGACAGUCCAUUGCAUGGGCGAACGAGGGCGCAUAAAGAUGGCAUCUCUCUGGAGAAGCGCUUCUCCGGGGCUGUGGAAACAAAUAAUGGCCUCAAUCGUCUUGCUCUUGUGCAACAGGCUUGUUGCCAAUGCGGACGAAGUCCCUUUCAACGCAGAGUCGUGGUUGCGGAGGUUUGGCUACCUGUCUCAAGCCAGCAGACAGAUGUCAACCAUGCAGUCCUCUCAAAUCCUGUCCAAUGCCGUCAGUGACAUGCAGCGCUUCUAUGGCCUAGAGGUCACUGGAGAGAUGGACCAAGCCACACUGAAGGCCAUGAGAAGGCCUCGCUGUGGAGUCCCAGACAAAUCUGUUGAGCAGGCUGAGAAUGGUGUGAGGCGGAAACGCUACGCUCUCACUGGCCAGAAGUGGGACAAGAACCAUCUGACUUAYAGCAUUAUGAACACCACCCCAAAGGUUGGUGAGGUUCGGACACUGGAGGCCAUCCGCAGAGCUUUCGAGGUGUGGGAACGCGUGACUCCACUGAGCUUUGAAGAGAUCGCUUUCCAAGACAUCCCCAACAGCAGCCAGGACGCGCUAGAUAUCAUACUGUUUGCAUCUGGUUUCCAUGGAGACAUGUCUCUGUUUGAGGGCGAGGGGGGGUCUCUGGCUCAUGCCUACUACCCAGGGCCCGGGAUGGGCGGAGACACGCACUUUGACGCAGAUGAACCCUGGACCCUUGACAACCACGAUCCAUCAGGUAUUGACCUCUUCCUGGUUGCGGUGCAUGAGCUGGGCCAUGCUCUGGGUCUGGGGCACUCUGAUAACCCCAAUGCCAUCAUGGCUCCCCUUUACCAGUACAUGGACACAAAGAUCUUCUCACUCCCAGAGGAUGAUAGGAAUGGAAUACAGAAGAUAUAUGACCAACCAGAACCGAUACCCGACCCAGACCCCACCGUCCCCUGGCCUGAUCCAGUGCCGGUGACCCCCUACAUCAGGAGGGAUGAGCCUCGUCGCCCCCCAAAGCAGCCAGACCACACUGCCCCCAACAUCUGUGACGGGGACUUUGAUACGGUCACCAUGCUGCGAGGGGAGAUGUUCGUCUUCAAGGGUCGCUGGUUCUGGAGAGUUAGAAGGAACCGUGUCCUGGACAACUACCCAAUGCCCAUCUCGGUCUUCUGGGUUGGACUACCUGAUGAUAUAGACUCUGGUUAUGAACGGCAUGAUGGAAAAUUUGUAUUUUUCAAAGGGGAGAGGUACUGGGUAUUCAGGGAGGCUGACAUGGUGCCUGGUUACCCCCAGCCCCUGGUAGAGUACGGUCAGGGCAUCCCCACAGACAGGAUCGAUACAGCCAUCUGGUGGGAGCCCACCGGCUACACAUACUUCUUCAGAGGAGACAGAUACUGGCUUUUUGAUGAAGAGUCCCGCACCGGUGACAGAGACUACCCGAAACCUGUCUCCAGGUGGGGCAAGGUCCCAUCCUCUCCUAAAGGAGCCUUCCUCAGCGAUGAUGGCGCUUACACAUACUUCUACAAGGGCUCCAAGUACUGGAGGUUUGAUAACCAGAAGAUGAAGGAUGACCCAGACUACCCCAGAUCCAUCCUUAAAGACUUUAUGGGCUGCGAUGGAGCCCCGGGCAUGGACCCAGAUACAGAUGACACAGUUACAGGCCGCAAGUGGCCAACAGUGGACCAGCCAAAACCACAACCACCAGUUGGCUCAGACCCGGAUGAGGUGGACAGAGAGACCAAUAAGGAUUACACCAACGAUGUGGAUUAUGAACCUGAUGUGAAGGACAAAGGGGUGGAUGUAGUGGUGAGGAUGGCUGAGAACAAGGCCAAGGUUAUGACCCUGAUCAUAGUGACCGUGCCCCUGGUCCUGGUGCUGUUCAUCCUACUAUUGAUCUAUGCUAUUAUCAACACCCUGCAGAAGAAAGAGGCGCCCAGACUUUUGGUCCACUGCAAACGAUCCCUGCAGGAGUGGGUUUGAUCUGCUCCAGAAAUGGAUUCACACACAUGCAAACACAUACACACACACCAUACAUAGGCACAUUCCGUUUUACCACAUAUUUAUACACACAAACAUUACAUAAAAAUACAAGCACACAGUUUCCCUAUCUUUCCUCCAUGGUGCUUUACCCGAUCUUGAUUUAAGCCUGUUUAUAACAGAUAAUAUGCACUUUUAACGUCCCGUGUUAGAUUUGUUUUGUUAGUUGCGGUUGUAGUUUUAAGCGUGUUCAGCUAAAGAUUUCCGUGAAUGUCCUUAUAAAACAGAGUGGUGGUGCGUGAAUGUCUAACAGUUGUGUGUGCUGUAAACACAAGACCACCAUCUCCCACUGUGUCUUUCCUCUAGUCUACCCCCUCGACCACAACAGCCCAGACUUUAUCCACAAAGGGGACAAUUUAGAUAGACUCCCUCGGGCGAGAUUAAAUGCAGGGGUUAUUAUUAUAUACAUCGUGCACAUAUUUAGGAAGGCUUAAAGCCUGCUAGAACAGUGCUGGGUCUGGGUUACAUUUCACAGAUGUUGCUGAUUUAGUUGUUUUGGGUGCAGAGCCAGGGAGGGGUUAGGAGGCCUGCCAGCAUUUCCUUUGCCCGAGUUAGAGUUCUCUUCUCUUAGGGGUGAGGCAAGGGGAGACA
Messenger RNA from Salvelinus sp. IW2-2015, 3434 nucleotides. NCBI's taxonomy places the organism in Eukaryota, Metazoa, Chordata, Actinopteri, Salmoniformes, Salmonidae. The record is from RefSeq and is a predicted model, not a curated record.